AUGCUCUUUGUUGGAUUGCUAUGGUCAGCAUUUGCUGUAGUCGCGUUAAGCGAUACUGACGUGGAUCAAACCGUGCGGGAUGUCACAACUACUAAGAGUGGCGCUAAAUGGUGUCCAAUGCCAGUAGUUGGAACAGAAUGUCCCGCAUCAAGUAUAUUUCAUUAUUAUGCUUGCUGUGGCAGUGCUAACAAGGAUUGUUGUUUCAAUCUACAGUUAUGGGUCAUUGUUGUUUUGGCAGUUAUCGCAGUAAUUAUGCUUGCUUCUUUCGUAAUUUCAAUCCUACGCUGUCUAUUCUGUCGUCGUUAA
Messenger RNA from Thelazia callipaeda (thelaziosis nematode), 306 nucleotides. The record is from the annotation of a GenBank genome assembly. Lineage: Eukaryota; Metazoa; Nematoda; Chromadorea; Rhabditida; Thelaziidae.